Molecule: messenger RNA, 695 nt
Organism: Aphanomyces invadans
Lineage: Eukaryota; Oomycota; Saprolegniomycetes; Saprolegniales; Verrucalvaceae
Exons: 2
Coding region: 60-467 (135 amino acids)
Biological process (GO): translation; ribosomal large subunit biogenesis
Cellular component (GO): ribosome; cytosolic large ribosomal subunit
Molecular function (GO): RNA binding; structural constituent of ribosome
Source: RefSeq, a predicted model, not a curated record
CGCUGACCAACGAAAGCACCGCUUUGGUUUAAGUUUCUUUUGACGUGUAAAGUUAAGCAAUGACCUUCUCCCGCUUCGUGACCAUCGGCCGUGUGGCUUUGAUCAACUACGGCCCUGACUCUGGCAAGUUGGCUACCAUCAUCGACGUUGUCGACGAAAACAAGGCGUUGGUCGAAGGUCCCUACAGCGUCACCGGCGUCAACCGCCACGUGAUCUCGUUCAAGCGUUUGGCGUUGACUGACUUGUCCGUCAAGAUUCCCCGCCAAGCUCGUGAAGCCACGUUGAAGAAGGCGUUGGCGAAAGCUGAUAUCUUGAACAAAUGGGCCGCCACCGCCUGGGCCAAGAAGAGUGAAGCCAAGAAGACCCGCGCGGGUUUGAACGACUUCGCUCGCUUCAAGAGCAUGAUUGCUCGCAAGCAAAAGUCGUCCUUGAUCAAGAAGGCGAUUGCCGCUGCCAAGAAGAACUAAACAGAGCUGUCUCUGAAUGGUAGUAGUCACUUGCUUAACCGUGUUGGGUUUGAUUUAUUGCUUGACGAAGACAAGGAUUGCCAUCCUCAACGAACCAAGGCCGUGGCUCCAUGGUCAAUAAUACAACGUCGAAAUGAUUACAGCCCGUGCUUUCUUCUAAACGAAUCGACUUGUUUCGCAGGCCUGGCCUGUACACAAGGCAGAUCGACAAUGUCUCCAACUAGAUCA